ACAAACAACACACGAGAUGUCGCGGGGUAGUAGUGCUGGUUUUGAUAGACACAUUACUAUAUUUUCUCCAGAAGGAAGACUUUAUCAAGUUGAAUAUGCAUUUAAAGCUAUCAACCAAGGUGGGCUCACAUCUGUAGCAGUGCGUGGUAAAGAUAGUGCUGUUGUUGUCACACAGAAAAAAGUACCUGAUAAGUUGCUGGAUGCAGAUUCCGUCACACACCUAUUCCAGUUAACAGAAAAUAUAGGAUGUGUGAUGACUGGAAUGGUUGCUGACAGUCGGUCUCAGGCACAGAGAGCCAGGUACGAGGCAGCAAAAUGGAAAUACACCUAUGGUUAUGAAAUCCCUGUGGACAUGUUGUGUAAACGUAUAGGGGACAUCUCACAAGUGUAUACACAGAGUGCUGAAAUGAGGCCUUUGGGCUGCAGUAUGAUUUUAUUGGGCUAUGAUGACGAAAAUGGACCACAGAUAUACAAGACUGACCCUGCUGGUUACUUCUGUGGAUACAAAGCCACAUCAGCUGGAGUGAAACAGCUUGAGGCAAACAGCUUCCUGGAGAAAAAAGUCAAGAAGAAGCAGGAAUUUACAUUUAAUGAAGCAGUAGAAAUUGCAAUAACAUGCUUAUCAACUGUAUUAUCAGCUGACUUCAAAUCCUCAGAAAUUGAAGUUGGAGUUGUAACAACAGAACAUCCUAAAUUCAGGGCUUUGACAGAGGAGGAAAUAGAUGCACAUCUAGUAGCUAUAGCAGAGAAAGAUUAGCACAUAUCCUACACAGGCAUCAGUAACAUUUGAACAAUUCUUCAUCGAACUACUUCUCUUCAAUGACACUCGAGAAAUGGAGGAAAAAUCUGUGUUUGUCUUGGGAUGAGAUAUCGGCCAUCUUUAUCAUUUCUUGAGUUCAACAAUUUCUGUCAUCUGAUGAGUGCUCCCACAAGGACAAUGUACAAUAGUGCUAUGUAACAAUUGUUGAUUAUUCAACUUUCAAUAUAAUGAUACACAAGUUUUGUAAAUAUUGUCCAUCAUUAAUGAAUGAAUAACUAUAUCAUCAUUCAAGUUUUGCAAGGUGUUUUAAGAUACAGCACAAAUAUUUCUUUGAAUAAGUGUUAAAAGAAUUCCCCAGUGGACCAUUUUAACUGAUGUGGAUUUGUGAUUUACAAGCUUGUGGGUCAAUUUACUGUACAUCAUUUUUCAUAAAUGAAAGAAUGUAUUAUAUUGUUGAAUGAAUAGAUUAAAUGAGUCACUUUGUA
This is a messenger RNA of Ylistrum balloti, 1245 nucleotides long. Its product is annotated as proteasome subunit alpha type-6. NCBI's taxonomy places the organism in Eukaryota, Metazoa, Mollusca, Bivalvia, Pectinida, Pectinidae. Gene Ontology annotation, biological process: ubiquitin-dependent protein catabolic process. Gene Ontology annotation, cellular component: cytosol; proteasome core complex; nucleus. The coding region runs from base 17 to 757 and encodes 246 amino acids. The transcript is spliced from 7 exons. The record is from RefSeq and is a predicted model, not a curated record.